AAAGUCCUCUUACAGAAAAUGGAGCCUUCAGCUUAUUUUGAGGGUGGCGCAGUUUCAAGGAAGCUGAGACUUUAUGAGGUGGACAUAAUUCAAAGUCAAGAGUGGGGAAUCUGUGGCACUUCAGCUGCCAGUGUCCUUACUACUGACAAUCAAGCUGAGGCUGAUGGGAACUAGCUUCCAGCCAUAUCCGAAGGUCCACAGGUUGCCCAGUCCUGCUCUAGCAGAAUAUUUGUGUUCCGUUUUGAUGGGAAAGCACUUGUUAAAAUGCAGUGCACAUUGCACAGGGUACUAAAUUGAUCAUAAGAAUUUGCUGCCAUUGUUCCUUCCGCCUCAUCUGUACCAGAAACUACCCCAGUUGCCGCAAAGGUUUUAUUAAUUCAAUUUGGCAACAUCCAAAGACUAAAACACAUGGCGCCUUAAAGACUACCCGUGUAUUAUAUUUUAAUGCAAGCUUUCGUUCGUCAGAUAUAUGGAAACAGAAUGAAACGUAGAUGAAAUGUCAGUUUCACAUGCUAAAUGUUCAUCGGUUGCUUGCAGUAAUUAGGCUUAUGUUUAUUUUAGGGGCCCUCUUGUAAAAAUUUCUCAAGAAAACAAGAGCCUGGGUCUGAGCAGAGAUGAGAGGUGGAAGGGAAGAGGGGGCUACGGACUGAAGAUGCAAAACCAACAAAAACCACCCCGGGAAGCUACUCAGGAUAUGGCGAGGAAACGCCCAGCAGGGCUUUCUCAGCGGGAGUGCCUGUGACUGCGUGCCCUAAGACUUUUCUGGCAAGUAGUGCCCCAUUGGGGAAAAGCGAGACGCUGCCCCACACGAAGAGGAUGAGCAUCAGGCGAAGGGCGCGGAGACAAUAAGGCAAAAACGCCUUCUUCCCUGCAGCCCCUUCCGCUGUCGGCGUUGCUAGGAGACAGAGACGCCGCUCCACCACCGGCCCGGCUCUUACACCCACUUCCGGAUUCUGUUGGGAAGCCGCGCCAUCCCGGGCGAGGCGGGAAACGAUUCUCGGAAGGGGUUCAGUUCGAUACCGGAAGUCUCGUCAAACGGCGAGGGCGCGAUCCCCUUGGGCUUGUGCCAGCGCUGUGGCGGCGAAGAAAAGCAGAGCUGAGGAGGAGGGUGUGUCAACAGCGACCCCUUAUUGUGAGGCGGAACUGAGGCAGACGUUAAAGAGAGACCGCCCUCCUGCGGCUUUCUCCGUUUAAAAUCCUUGUCUUUCAAAACUCGUCGCCCUAUCAAACGCGAUAUGGUUGGGACGACAGCCGAAAGCGGAGCUGCUAUUGGCUGAGGCGCGAAUCAAGCGAUUGUAGGGCUUUUCUUAUUGGCUUCCAAAAGGCGCGAAGGCUCGUUUCGGGGACCUUUCGCAGGCUCGAGGGUGGGAGGCGGACUUCGAGGGCGCCGGAGAGUCUUCAGCCCACGCGGCUCGGUGACAACGGCCCGCCCUUCACGGCUAGCGUGCGCCAAUCAGCAGCCGAACUUCAAUGGCGCGUGGGCCCGCGAUUGGGCGACUCUUUUGUGACGCGUUCCCUGCCCUGGCUUGGAGGCCGUUGCCCCUGAAUAAAGUCUCUUGAGGGUCUCUGACUUCGCGCCCUUCCCUGUGCUGAAAGCGUUACUUUUAAGGGUUAGGCCCGACCUGGUCUUUGGGAAAAGGUUGAACCCGUGAAAGCGGGUGCACUUGUCUUUUCAGAGAUUACCAUGGGUGAUUAUGAAAAGGGUAAGAAGAUCUUUGUUCUAAAAUGUUUACAGUGCCACACAGUUGAAAAAGGUGGAAAGCACAAGGUUGGUCCAAAUCUUUGGGGCCUCUUUGGACGUAAAACAGGACAGUCUCCUGGAUUUUUUUAUUCAGACGCAAACAAGAAUAAAGGUAUUGUGUGGAAUGAAAAUACACUGAUGGAAUAUUUGGAGGACCCUAAGAAGUACAUUCCUGGAACAAAAAUGCUUUUUACUGGCAUUAAAAAGAAGAACGAGAGAGCAGAUCUCAUUGCGUACUUGAAAAAAGCUACAUCUUCAUGAAAUAUUGCAGCUCCUGUGAUGUCAAAAGCAUUCCUAGUUGGCUUAACUCUUAUGCUACAACUGAUAUUUCAUUGCUGUCCUAGAAUUUGCUCUUCAGCUAUUAUCUUAAAAAAAGUAAAAAUUGGUCUCUUCAGAUGCUCUGUCUGCUAACAAAACACGAGUACUGUAUUGUCUUUUUUAUAUGCACGAACAAUUCCACAUAUUGAAAUAUUUAGUCAUUUA
Molecule: messenger RNA, 2224 nt
Organism: Pogona vitticeps (central bearded dragon)
Lineage: Eukaryota; Metazoa; Chordata; Lepidosauria; Squamata; Agamidae
Product: cytochrome c iso-1/iso-2
Molecular function (GO): heme binding; electron transfer activity
Source: RefSeq, a predicted model, not a curated record